This is a messenger RNA of Porites lobata, 20568 nucleotides long. NCBI's taxonomy places the organism in Eukaryota, Metazoa, Cnidaria, Anthozoa, Scleractinia, Poritidae. The record is from the annotation of a GenBank genome assembly.
AUGGCGGACCAGCAGUCAGUUAUUCUUGAAGUAAUCAACACCAAGCAUAAAAAGGCUGCUGGAAUCCUGCGCCUCCUUUCAAACAAUUUGAUUUGGAUUCCCCAUGGAUCAGAUAAUCCCAAACUAUCGUGUGCUUACUCGGAAAUCAAAGGUAAACCUCAUCAUCAGUGCAAUGUACUUUGACGUUGACACGUGUGCGUUAGGUAAUCAUCUCGAGUUUUGGCAGAACUUUUUUGAACCUUUGCUAUGUCUUAAAUCGAUUCUCGACGCACCCACAUCAAGCACGAUUACUUGUUAAAUUUUUCCCCCGUUAUCACAUGAAGUUAUAAUCUUUAAUGUAACUUGCGGUACUGUUCUGUCAAACUGCCGGCGUCCAAUUGUGCAACUUUGCCAUCUUCCAUAAUUUUCUCCACAGUCCAGCGAAUAAGCCCUGAAGGCAGUUCCAAGAUACAGAUCCAAAUCGUUCUUCAUGAUGGGAAUUCAUUCACCUUCCAGUUCACAAGUGAACCAGCGGCAGCAGCAAAAAAGGAAAGGGAUGAUGCAAAAGAUCUGCUGGCUCAACUCAUACCAGCACAUAGGAAAAAAGCUAACAGAGAACUGGAAGAAAAGAACAGGUGUUAAUUAAGUACCCUGGAGAGGUUUUGGGCGCUUUCCAUUUACUCAAAAUUUCCGGAAUUUCCGGUUCGGCGGUAAAUGGAACACGUUUCGUCGGUUCGUCCCACUGGAAAAUUCCCAGAAAAAGUGGAAAAUCUAAAAAGGUAGUCCCGUUUUCCCGGUUGGAAUUUCCGAACGGAAUCUCGUGUUCCAUUUACGUUUCUCGUAGUUUGUACCAGUUCCAGGUCCACGGUUGGGCACCGCCACGUACCGGGGUUUACGACCAAAUGGAACAACUUUUUACCAAUCGGAAAUUCCACUUUUGCUACCACCGAAAUUUCCGGGUUUUUUUCCUAAAUGGAAAGCGCCCUUUAUCUCGCAUGUAUUGAUUGAGUGUGGUAGAGAUGCUGCAGGUUGGUAUGUCUUCAGCCUCUAGGCCGAAGCCACAAGCUGCAAAUCCACAAGAAAUAAUCUCUGGCAAAGAGCACCUUGAUUUACUGUACUGGGUGGAUCUUGACCUUGUUUUUAAAAUGUCAAUCACAGUGGUGCAUUUAGAAGAUGUUUUACAGUCGAAACAGGUCAAGCGUACCCCUCAAGAUUCUAUUAAUGAAUUGAUUAUUUGAAAAAUGAAUCUGUUAGUCUUUCCCGUAACUAGUGUCAAAUUCAAAUCGGAAUUACUGCAUGUGUAAUGAACAGUGAAUAAUUUACGAGAACUUGUCCGUAUUUGGUCAGAUUGAAAAUCUUCGAAUGAAUUAAAAUUCUUAGAAGACAGUUACAUCAAAUUCAGGGAAACUGAGCUGGUAGAAAUUUCGUAACUGAAUCGUGUGUGAAUUCACGGCUCAUUACGCGUGCAAGAAUGUAGAGAUGAAUCUGAAAUCUACAACUGCCAACCAACUCAACUUUCGAAUAAUAAAUUCAUUAAUGGAAUUUUGGGGGAUACGCUUGACCUGGCUUGACUGUAAAUAGACAAACUAUUUCAAAAGUAAUAAAUUACCAGAAUAAAUUACCAAUGGAUCACACUUCGGUCCCAAAGACUCACUUAUCUCAAGAAAAAUGAAUUGGACUGUAUCAGCAUCUAAAGAAGAAUCUUGACUGAUUGCAUGAGUGUCAGUAGAAUUCUCCAUAGUAAGAAUAGCUUCAGAUCCAAAUUUAAAAGAAAAGAAUAAUAAUUAUCAUUGUUAUGGUAGCAAACCAGAAAAUCAUUUUGCUCUUGGCUUUGGGUACUUUGAUUCUCAUUGUUGUUUUGAUCUCACUCUGAUUAGAAUGCUGAAAGACAAUCCUGAGUUGUAUCAGUUAUAUAAAGAUUUGGUUGUUAGUGGUGUAAUUACAGCUGAGGAGUUCUGGGCAAACAGAGGAAAGGUAUUUACAAUCAUGUCAUCCUUUGUGCAAGUAGAAAGUGUGUCUUUUAUUCCUAGGGCCAGGUACUGAUAAUUAUACAUUCCAAGUACCGUAUUUUUUGGAACAAGUGCCCAACCUCGAAUUACCGCCCACUUUGAAUAAGCGCCCUCCUAAAGGCAGAAAAAGUUAAUAAGCGCCCAACCUCGAAUAAGCGCCCACCCCCUCCUUCUCCCAAUCAAACUCAAAUAAGCGCUCACCCCCACCCCACCCACUUGAGUGAAUAAAUUCUAAUAAGAGACUUCCCCGAGGACGGAGUUUUCUUCAGAGUAUUUUACAGAAACCUUGUUUUGUUACUUCUUCAUGUUUUGUUAUUAGCAUUAAUUUAUUGUUUUGUUGCAAAAUAAACAUACUUCACUUGCUGAAAAUGGUGAAAAUUUAAUAAGCGCCCAGCCUUGAAUAAGCGCCCAUCUCAAAUAAGCGCCCACUCUCAAGGUCCAAAAAUUUAAUAAGCGCCCAGGGCGGUUAAUCAAAUAAAUACGGUAUUUGAAAUUUCACAAACAGUAUAAGUGAUGGGAAUAGACUGAGAUUUUAUCAUCGAUCAUCGGAAAUAAUCGGAUUGACCCAACCGAUCGAUCAUCGAUUAUAAUUGGAAAAUCUAUUGAUAAAAAACUCAGCUGCCAUGUUUGUUGUGGACAACAUGAAAAUGAGACAACAAGGAGACGACCCUGGGAGCCAACUUGAGUUUCACUUUGAUCUUCGUUUAUAUCUGUUUUGCUUUCAUCUGCUCUUGUAACCUUUCUGAUCGCAGUAAGUAGAUCUAAAAAUGUAUUUUACGGCCAGCUACUAAUUUGAAAUAAAACUAAGAGAACCAUCAAAGUAAGUUUUUUCCGUAUGAAGUACGCACUAUCAAGUGUGAACAAAAUACAAAAUGCAACACCUAGCCUGGCGUGAGCGUGUUUUUGCCAAGUUUUGGAAAACAUCAAAAAUGUAUGAAACAUAGGAGAAAAAGGUAUUCAGUGGAAGCUGCUGUUUACAAGUCCAUUAAAAUGUGCAUACAACACACAAUUUUUUUAUGUUUUUAUUAAUUUUGUUAUCAAUAAUUUUUUUAUAAUUUGUCUGUGAUAAUCGAUUGUCACCAUCCAUAAUCGAUUGUCUUGUCGCUUAAAGAUUUUCGAUCAAUGAUUGAUUUUAAUCGAUGAUCGGCACACCACUAAAGCCCCAUUUACACGGCCGAAAAUUUUUGGCACGGCUCGGAUGAAAAAAGUACGCGUACCAAAAAAAUUGGUUCGGCACGGAUAGAUUUAGUCGUGUAAACGACUUUGGCCCUUCCGUGCCGGACCAAAAUUUCACCCGUGCUCGGACCAUGUCGAGAGGUAGUCCGAGCACGGAUAAAACUGGUACGCGAUCCUGAAAAUCUAGCCCAGCUCGGAUAAAGUGUGCAGUGUAAACGAUUAGCCGUGCCGAGCUAACUUUUCUCUAAUGCCCGCCUUCGUGCCUUUGGUCAGCACCAGUGUGGGAGAGCAUGUACAGAUGAGCUUUUUCGUUGGUUCAAUAUAAACCAAAAGUUCAAUAAACACGACAGUAGUUCAAUGACCACCCGUUAGUUCAUUGAUGAGCGUGGACAACAUGGAGCUGCGUGGGAAAUAGCCACAAAUACGUUAGAAUUUUUUGAUAUAAAUGUGUAGCAAUAACUAAGUGGUAAAUACUUUUUCGUUAGUUCAGUGUUUUCAAUAACCACACAAUAAUUCAACAACCGCACCAGUAUUCAAUGACCACCCAUUUGUUCCUUGUGCGUAGACCACAUGCGGCUGUGGGAAUUCUAAUGAACUUUUCGUCCGCCAUGUUUUUACAGAGGAAGCAGCAUGCGCACUAGGCAAGAAUCGAGUACGCUGACCGAGAUGUUGAGCCUUUUACCCGUACCAAAUCAUAAUUUCACAUAGUUUAGCACGGUACAAAAAAGAACGUGUAAAUGAGUAAUCAGUACUAUUUUUUUUGGUACCCGUACCACUUUCAUCCAAGCCGCGCCAAAAAUUUUCUGCCGUGUAAAUGGGGCUUAAACAGUAUCAUGGAAUGACAUUUCUGUGGUCCCGUUUUAUCAUGCCAUAGAUCAUGAUUUAAUUUGCUUUUAAGGACAUGGUUCAAAGAAGUCGUCCCCAAAACAAUGUUAAAAGGCACUAUCUGAAUGGAGGAAGCUUACAAUGUAUAACUUGUACCAUUUCUUCCUUUUUAUAGAACCAGGAUACCCAAGCUGUACAGAAUGACCAAGCCAUUGGAUUAUCAUCAGCACUACUUGUACGUUAAGGUUAUGUUUUCAGCAUUGGUGGCUGUUUGUAGUUGUACGCAUGAAAGAGAGGCUGAUCUCCUGGUACCCUAAUCAGAAUAUUGAAUCAAUAAUAAUCUGGAUUAUCAUUAAUUUUUUUGUUUCCUAGGUCAUUAUAGAACCUUCCACAUUUCCACAUAAUUAUCUAUCAACUUUACUGUAAAAAAUUAUUGUAAGAAUAUUGCCAAGAUUGAAAGUCAUACAUCUGUAAUUCCACAAGGUCACAAAUUUACACAGAUGUUUGUAUGGUAAGGGGCAAGUUGGUGCCCCCACCAUACAAAUUUCUGUAAAAUUUUGCGACUUUUCAGAGCUUUAUCUGUUUUAGUUUGUGACAAAUUAUUGUUUGACUUGGCUACGGUACCGAUUUUAUAGUGUUCUUUCUAGCUAGAGGGCUGUCAACGUCGACAAAUUUUUGCUUACUGACCCAUACGAAAAGCUGAAAAAAGCAGUGGAUGGGUAUAUGUUUUAAAUCAAUCCUGUGUGUAUUAGAUCAAUAAUAUAAUUGUGAACUUAAUUGUGUAAGCAUUGUUAUCCCUGCAGGCAGACAUGCAACCAGAAAGCUCUGGAUGCAAUGAAGUCAAGUACAAUUUGAAUGUCGACACCAUUGAGGCAAUUUUUAAAACUUAUCCAGCCGGUGAGUACACAGACUAAAAAAUAAGCUGUGUUGAAUAUGAAUAAAGGGGUUUGUUUCAAAUGAAGCUUCAUAGGCUAUUGAAACUGGAGUAGUCAAUCAAUAAAAAUCAGUAUCGAUUUAUCAAUCGAUAAAUCAAUAAAAUCGGUGAAGCUCAUUUGAUUGAUAUCGAUUUUGUAGAUCAAUCGGUAGAAAUUGAUGACACACUUGUUUUGUUUAUCAAUUUCUCUUGAUUUUUACCAAAUUCAUCGAUUUAUAUCGGAAGAUAUAUCUGUUCAUCUAAUCGUCCAAAAAGGAAAACUGAUUUCAUGCAAACAGUAAUUUGUUGACAAUUAUUUUGCAAUUGAGAGUCAAAGGAUCAAACAAUCAACACUUUUUAAAAAAAGCUUUCAAAAAAAUCUCAAAAAUCUUAUCUUUUCUUCAAAACCAGGUUUUAAAUCUUCUUUCUUGUUUGUAGGCGCCCAGUUUUUCACGAUUUAGACCCGCUACCCUUUCAAAAUAACAUUGGUGUAGUUCCGGGUGAAGUUACAUCCCAGAGUAUAGCCCAUAGAUAAAAAUCAUAAUCAAUAAAAAUUGUUAGCAAUCGAGUGGUUUUUAUUGAUUGAUAAUGGCAACGGUGAAAAUCUAUCUAGGGAAAUGUAUGAAUGAAUUUCAGACAUCCCUUCAACUCGAAGGGAUGUCUGAAAUUCAGGCUAGGAAAUCUUUACUAAGGUUGAAGUUCUCGUGAUACUUGCCUGCAAGAACUGAAUGUAAUAUUAUUUAUUAUUAUAAAACUGAACUGUUUUUGUUAUUAUGUACAAAACCAAGAGUUUUAGAGAGAAACUUGUGUGUGUUAUGGUUUGUACAUUUCUCAUUUUCAUGUUUGUUGAUCUGUUGUUACUCGUGGAUGUGUUUUCUCAGCUGUACUAUCUAACUCAUGCCAAAAAACAACAAUGGCGGAGUUCCGUUAUAAAUUGUUAAGAUCAUGAAAAAUCGAUAAUUGAUUUGACAAGGCAAUGUAGUUUAUUGAUUUUCACUGAUUUCCGUUAUCAAUCGAAGGAAAUCAUUUUUAUCAAUUGACUACUCAGGGUAGUGAAACACAAAAUUGAGUUUUAUCAUCAAGUACCAUAUUUAUUUGAAUAAGUGCCCAACCUCGAAUUAGUGCUCACCUCGAAUAAGCGUCCAUCCUAAAGGCAGAAAAAGUUAUUAAGUGCCCAGCCUUGAAUAACCGCCCACCCCCGUGUACCUUGUUAUAGGGAGAAACAAGGAAUCGUGUCAUAUGUGUUGAUAAUCUUUAAACAAGCUCUUGAGGUUUUGAUAAAUAGUUAACGUAUAACUUGAAUAAUAAAUUAUUGUUUAAGUUAUACAAUAAUAAUUUUAUUUCGGUGUAACCUGAAAUGGUUACCAAGGUUUAAAACUAUUUUGUUGUUGUUUUUUUAUUUUCAGUGAGACGGAAACAUCAGGAGGUUGUGCCUCAUGAGGUAACCGACAUCUUAAAUUUAUAAUAACAAUCAGUGUAAUCAUCCUGGAUUAUGCAUCAUGUCAGUGCACUGUUAGUCUCCCUCGCGGCCAUUUUUGUCUCAUUGUGCAAUUUUCCUCCCCAACAAUUGGCUGCUCCCAUAUGAACCACAUUCCUUUCCAAUUGUUUUAUCAGCCCACGGAAACGACCAAUGAUCCUUUAUUAGCAAACUACAUGUAAAAAAGGAUGUCAGUUUUUACGCAACGAAUGAGCACCUUUGAUUUUCAGUUGCAUCAGAGGUGUCAGUUGCGACGGGCCAGGUUCUAUUUGGCUUUCAUAUUUAAAAAAUAUUCACAGAAUCAAAGAAUGAAGUUUCCUAUGGCAAAAACUGAAAAACACACGUGGCACUGAAAUGGUCAAAUAGGUGACUUCAAACUGUACAAUGCUAUAUGAGGGAAAAAAAUUGGGAAGAAACAGCCAGUUGUAAUCGGAUUAUCAGCAUUGUUCAUCCGUCCUGUCACUUGUAGACGUAUACCAGAUAAUUAUCUCAUUAAGAAAACAUUGAUCAAGGGAUUUGUUCCAGAAACAUAAAAGGUUAUGAUUAGAACAAGGUUGCCACAGCCAGAGGUUUCCACUCAAAGCGGUAUUUAUGUUUUUUUGCCAUUCCAGUGAUUUUCUAGAGACCAUAUGUUUUUUUUUCUCUGUCAGCAAGGCAGACUUGAGCAGCCAUCAGAUUGAACCCUUUAAUAAUGUAACCUUGACAAUUGUUUUCCCUCUAAAAAAUAUUCCAGAAAUUUUAUUUUGUGCUGAUUUGUUUUAAGUAUUGCUGUGUCUGUUCUUAGAUGCAAGAGAAAGAAUUUUGGACAAAAUUCUUUCAGUCACAUUACUUUCACAGAGAUAGAACAGUCAAUCCAGGGUCUUCAACAGGUGAUAUGUUUACAAAAUGUGCUAAAGAAGAUGAACAAGGUAACACAUUAUGUAAUUUUUCCUUAAAAUAUUGUAAUAUUUCCUUAAAAUUGUCUUUAAUAAACUCAUCGCCAGUUGAUGAGCUUGGGAACUGGGGCCUAAAUGGUUAGCGGGGGAGGCCAAAAUGCGAAAAAUAAGGCAAGGAGGUAACCAGGCAACCCGGGAAAUGGGAACCACCCCUGCGAGCAGCCACUAACUGGCACAGGGAAAAUACUUAGAGGACGAGAUACUUACCAAGUGACAUUACCUGUGCACCCACACAUGACAGCAGGGAGGGAGGAGAGGGAGCAAGAAUCUGCGAAGAUUCGCUAACACAAAGCUAAAAGGUGAUCCGCAACAAUCAAUGAGAAUAGCUUGCAAAAUAAUGGCAAAGGAUAGCAGCCCUGAAAACCCCAAAUGGGCUGCCCCAUACGUCACGCAUGCUAAUAUGGGAACACCGCUGGCAAAUUUGGCUCGAGGUUAACUUAGUCUACCGGUAAAUAAAAAUUUAGCCACAUUAAUACUACUAGAGGAAAGAAGAAAAUACAUAUUUACCCAUUAUCUAUUAAAGCAAAUUAAGUACUGCUUUCCCCACAUUAAAAGAAGCAAGAAAAAAUAUUUGAGAUCAAGUUAAAUUCAUCACGGUUUCAAGUAAAAUAUUCAAAUAAACUUUGCUGUAUCAAAAUGUUUGAACUUUGACAACUUCCUUUUAUAUCAGUUGUGAGUUGGUUGUUAAUGAUAAUAUUAUCUGGUUAUUUAGAACAACUGAAAAGGAAACUUGCCACAUUUAGUGAUCCUUUACUGGACUUGACAGGAGCUUCUCCAGUUCCUGAUGAGGUUUGGAAAGUCUUUUAAUUGUAAAUCAUUAAUAAUAUCUUAUUUGCAAAAAGAGUAAUAUCACAAUGUAUGUUAAUAUUAAUAUUAAUAAAAGAAUGAUAAUAUUGUACAGUCUUGACUCUCUCUAAGACUGCCACUUAUGGCACUGCCGCUAAGGCCCUUGAUGUAUCAGGAUAUGUUUGAAUCAGCAACUUUUUCUUUCUGGAUACAGCUUCCAUCCACACGUAUCUGGCGAAUCCGGCAUACGAAUCUGCUCUCCAGAGUGGAAAUGUUUGAAUAUGCUAUCAAUCUGGAAUCGUGUGGAUGCUAAAUCCAAAUAUUUUUUUAUGCGGUGAUGUAACAAGAUCAAGCUCAGUUCUUUGCCGUAAAUACUGUAUUCAAGAUGGCAACCUCGCUCACAGCUUCUCUCAAGGCAGAGCAAGAUGCAAAUUUUGUGCACUUUACAAUGCGUGCUCUGUUGCCAAUAUUCCCAGGGGAGUCCUGAGUACUGCAGUGAAUCCGGAUACGUGUCAGAUAGGUGUGGACAGGCAAAUUCGAUUUUGGCAAAGUUUUCGCCCCCACCAAUUUGGCCUGGGUUCAAAUCCUGGCGUCAAUACCAUAUGUGGGUUGAGUUUGUCGUUGGUUCUUUCCCUAGUUCCGAGGUGUUUUCUCCAGGUUUCUCUAGUUUUCCCUCCUAAAAACCUACACUUCCAAAUUUCUAAUAUUCAAUCUGGAAGACACAGACAUGUCUCAAUGAGUUCUUAAGAACUCCUAAGUGCUCCGCGGGUAAACAAAUUACAAAAUCACGUGUGGAUGUGGAAAUUAUUGAGUCCAGAAAGAAAACGUUGCGGAUUCAAAUAUAUCCACAUAUGUGAGGACAGGGUAUAAGGACAUUCACCAAAGGUCAGAGACUGGCUAGCUGGAUGGAUCUUGUCUCUUUGAAAGCAUAAGGAAUGGGGCAGAUGUAUAUUAUUGUUAAUAUUUUGGAAAUGUGUUAUCUAAUUUGUGUACUGAAGAAACACCUGAGAACUCUUGUGCAUUUCAAUAGGAAAGUGCUUCAUGGGUAAUCAAUUUACAAAUUACAAUAGUUUGGUAAAAGGUUGAAACUCCACAAACCAGACAAAAAAAACCUCUAAUUGGCUGAGAACCCAUGAGGUAAUGUGUUAUUGAUAGCUUCAAAUAUCUUUAUCUUCUUGUACAACAAUGCAGGGUUAUGGGCUCACAUCAGAGGUUAUUGACCCUAAGAACAAUGUUGCAACACAGUCUCUCUUUAGAAGACUAAAUCAUCACAGUUUAAUGGUGCUCCAAAACACAUCUGUUGGGUAAGACAUUGCAUGAGAACUGUCCACAUUUGACCAUAUGAUCCAGAAGUUUUUACUUGAUAAUGGUCAAUUCUCCAUAUUAUAUCAAUUGAUAAAACUAAUACCAUAAACUGCUGCUCAUAUGCUUCCCCAUAGCUCAGGCCCAUCCAGGAGUGGAUGUAGGGGGAGGGUGCAAGGGGCGUGCCCCCUCCCCCACGAGAUUACCUGCGGCUUUCCAAUACAACUGGUAUUCUUGGUGCUGAAGUAAAACAUGAGACGAGGUUGAAGAAUUUAUGUCAAACGCAGUAAAAAUGGUAGUUUGGCACUGAAGUCUGCUGUAUUGUUUGAUAUGUUUUCUCAGCAGUUCACAUUCCUGGUCAAAAGCCUUCUUCUUCGUAUUCGCUUUUGAAAUUUGUUUACGUCACCAGUCAGUUACACCAUUCCUUAAGUGGUGCACCCUCGCCUAAGAAAAAUCCUGGAUCCUCCCAUCUACCCAUAAAAAAUACAUCAAAUUGACCCUUCCACGGUUUUUUCAACUGGGGCCAAUUAGCGAAAAACUGUCAACACGACUGGAGAGAACGUCCUUGAAUUAGUAAAGUUGCCAAGUGUGAAAGCAAUUUUUGGAAAACUAACGAAGAUGUAGCUCCGGAAAGUCGCAGAAUUUUAUAGAUGUUUGUAUGGUGGGGGCAAGUUUGUGCCCCCCCCCCCCCCUACCCACCAUACAAACGCCUGUACAAUGUCGUAACUUUGAAAAGCAAUUUCUUUGCUCUCUUCGGACGUACCAUCUUUAAACUUGGUAAGUGACCUUAUUUUAAGGCCCUCUUUUCAGCAGUGUCGAUGGAUAUUCACUUACUUCUCUUUAUCAAAAUUAAAAAAAAAUCGUGAAAGGAACUCUAAUAAGUCCCCUUGGAUAUAAGCCCUACUCCAGGUUUGCUUUUCUUGAAUUCAGUUUAUUACGUAGCUUGAAAAAACAGCCAACAUUUGGCGACGCUGCCACUAGUUUCCCCGCCAAAUGACGUCUGAGAAACGAGUGCAGAAAUUCCAUACUGAUGACGCGUUACUACUCAGAUCUGGGUAGUGCUUCUGAUUGGUUAAAUCAAAUUUCCCACGCGCCACGACCAAUCAGAAGCACUACCCAGUUCUGUAUAGUGACGCGUCAUCAGUAUGGAAUUUCUUCGCUCGUUUCUCAGACGUCAUUUGGCGGGGAAACCAGUGGUAGCGUCGCCAAAUGUCGGCUGUUUUCUCAGACUACUUAUGUUGUUUUGAAGCUUGAUUCAAAAAAGUAAAGCAAAAUGUAUUUUGAUCAGCCAACUUAUUGUAGUGAGCAUAAGUAAUUCACUAGCCUCAAUCUAUUUUAUGAUCUUAACAAUUUCUAUUGAGGUACAUGUCUUGACUUUGUAUUUGAAAAUUUCUCUGACUGAUUGCUAUGAAAAAGUCGUGUUUAAACUUUCAGAUCUAUAAAGCUGAGAGUUUGUAGACUUUGUAAUUCCAUGAGAAGCACGUGAUUUGUCCACUUCACAGUCAGUGAUUCUAUUUUAUUGUGCUAUUUUUCUCCAUAGGUCCAGCACGGCUACAGGGAAAGAAACAAAUGGAAGGAAUGGUGACGCCAAAGACACUGCUCCUCCCCCUAAAAAGGUUUUGAAAUUCAAUUUUAUCUACUUGAUCCUUCACCUUACAAAAGUGACUGAAAUCAAAAUUCAACAAAAUUAAGGCUGGUUUUCACUAGUGACGGAGUCGGAGUCGUAAUCAGAAGCGUAGAGCUUAUGAUCUAGUGAAAACAGCGUUCCGAUCCCGCUUACGACUCCGUCACUUACGUUCCGCUUAUGAUCUAGUGGAAACCAGAUUGUCGGAGUCGGAAGCAGAAGCAGAAGAAUUAAACCUAUCACAAAACGUGGGAACGUGCCUUGUGAUUGGUUUAUCCUUCCGCUUCUGCUUCCGACUCUGACAGUCUGGUUUUCACUAGAUCAUAAGCGGAACGUAAGUGGCGGAGUCGUAAGAAAUGGAAACGUUUUGAUUCUUCUGACUCCGAUUUCGUCGCGCUUUGAUUUUCACUACGUGAUUCCGCUUACGACUCCGACUAAAAAUGGUGAAGACCAAACUAAUAGUUAGUUAUCAGCAUUUGAUAGUUACCAGUAUCAUGUGAAAGUACUGGAGAGGUUUCUUUGUACAAGACUUUAUCAUUUACCUUUUAAUGUUAAGAGCCCUCUUAUUUUAACCUUUGUUAAGCUUAGUUUAUGUACAGUCAGCUAACUUUUCUACUGCACCUCUUUCGUUAGAACAGAGUUUUCACCAGCGACGGAGUCGGAGUCGGAGUCGGAGUCGUAAGCGGAGUCGUAAGAGCGCUUACGACCUGGUGAAAAUCAAAAAUUGGAGUCGUAAGCGGAGUCAUAAGCGCGACGGAAUCGGAAUCAGAAGAAUCAGAACGUUUCCAUUUCUUUCGACUGACUCCGCUUACGACUCCGUCGCUUACGUUCCGCUUAUGAUCUAGUGAAAACCAGAUUGUCGGAGUCGGAAGCAGAAGCGGAAGAACCAAACCAAUCACAAUGCACGUUCCCAUGCUUUGUGAUUGGUUUAUCCUUCCGCUUCUGCUUCCGACUCCGACAAUCUGUUUUUCACUAGAUCAUAAGCGGAACGUAAGUGACGGAGUCGUAAGCGGAAUCGGAACAAUGUUUUCACUAGAUCAUAAGCUCUACGCUUCUGAUUACGACUCCGACUCCGACUCCGUCGCUAGUGAAAACCAGCCUUUUUUUUAGAGAGCUUUAGAUAUGUGGACGAGGACGACUAUGAAUACGAGAUUUAACUUGAAAAAAAACCCAUUAAACCCGGAAAGCUUCAUUGUACUAUUUUUCACCUGAAAAAUUAGUGCGGUUAUUUUGUUGGGGCAUGUUUAGCCCUUUGCCGGUGCAAAAUGAAUUAACUUCUAAAAUUCGAUACCUUGUUUCCGCUACUACGACAUUUUCGCUAAAACUCGGAGGACGGCUAUCACGUUUUCCCGCCAAAAUGACGCUGGUUCACGCGCGAGCACUACUUUGUGUUGGGAAAUCUCGUACUCGUAGUAGUCCUCCCCCGGGGAUUUACUCUCCUGCUAUGAGCGUGACCCCCUAGGCCCUCGUAGCCAUCUAAAUCCUCGCCUAGUGCAUAUACUUUGCCGCUUGAAAUUUUAGUGACAGCCCUGGUUACAAAUGACAAAUUAUACUUGUAAUUUGUACAAUAUGGCUUAUUCAGUUCCUUUCUUUUCAUUCAGUGCUUUGAUUUACUCAUCUACUACACAGGUUAUUUAAGAGUCUUAUUUCAGCUUCAAAUUUUGGGGGUUACUUAACGGAAGCUUGGGUAUGUUGUUUAUGUUACACGGUACGAUUCGCAACGACGAUUUUUAGCGCAACACAGCGUUGCAAUAUUGGAACAACGUUGUCACUAUUCGAAACAAUGUUGCCACGCUGUGUUGCCCUAAAAAUCGUUGUUGCGAAUUGUUUCGUGUAACAUACCCUGUUCGGCGGCAUCUUCUUUUAGCCAAAAUAAGCUAGUUCUCCCCGGACUUCAAAUAAGUACAGAUGCUGCAACUCUUCGUGUAACAAGUAGCAGCUCUUGAAGAUUUUUACAUCAGUGUGAAGACUACGAGUAAUCCCUCAUUCUUCUCACAAAUAGUUGAGAAAGCAAAAUGCGCGACUGCGCAUGAAAAUCGUGGCGCGCGAGAAGAGGCAAGACAUUGUGGAAAGAGAGUCACCUUCCUCGCGACUGGCGAUGUUCACGCGCGCUGGUGUAUUUCGCUGGAUCUACUAUCCUUGAGAGAAAUGAGGGACUACUCGCAGCUGUGGUAGUCUAGUGCGUGUGGGAGAGGUAAUUGAUAUCCCUUCUCUUUUGGCUGCAAUGUAAAACUUACCCAGGAAAAUCUAUCCAGAAACUCAUAAGGGGUUGAAACGUGUAACUCGCGUUGAAUGCUCGUGAAUAUUCAUUUUUCUCUGCGCACCAUAUUCGGAAACCCUCGCUGUGGCCUCAAAAAACCAGGAAGUUUCAAAACAACUUUGCACGUGCAUCGCGCUUUUUUGUACAUUUCUUUGUCGUCACUGCACGACUACGACAUGAAAGUGGCCUUUUGUGAAGGGCAAAAACACAAUACAGCGACUUUCGUUUUCUUUUCCCGAACUUCGAUACAGUCUUUAAACGAAGUGAACGAGAUGGAGAAAGCGAGAUAAAGCUUGAAGCAGCGCGAAUGCACUUUUUAAGUGCGGUUUGUUGUAGCUUUCGCUAUCGUUGCUGCUUGAGCUACCUCAGGUUCCCUCUCGAGAACGUGGAGUAAAAUUACGUCACGUCGUUUACGAAGUUUAAUUGGUUGGUUAAAUUUUCUUCUCGUUCCAACUAUGGUACUUGCGAAGAUGAAAAUUCACGAGCAUCGAACAAAGCAAACAUUUGAGAGUUACCCGUUUUUUUAAAACCCGUUAUGAGGUUCUGGCUCAUCCCUUUUGUUUAUCAUGUAACUAAACCUUUAUUCACAUUUUCCGACAGACCCGUUUGCGGGAAAUGGUUCAGUAUGAUGACUUGGCUGUAGAGCAAGCUAGAGAGCUUCCCAGCUUAAAAAUCGCCGAUUCAUCAAAAUUUUCUCAGGGCCUUAUUCCUGUAGUCCCCAAGGUAGGAUAAUUAGAAGGCAUAAUGAUUUUUUAAGCAGUUUUGAGUAGGUUGAAAAAAAAAAGACUUGGGUGGGAGGUCAUAACCCGCAGCGAGUAACGUCCAUGUACUCUAGUCACGGCGUUUUCACUGACCAGUUUUGGCGCGAAUUUAGAAUAUCUUUGAAGUCCCACAAUCUAGUUAGCAAAACCUACAGACCAAAAAAUGAUAUUUUUGCCUUUUGAUGACGUUUAGUUUUCCUUUUUGACAUUUCUUAUACUCGGAAUGCGCUCAUAAACGGAAACGGAGCGGAGCGGAGGGGAAAAACUGUGAUCUAAAAUGUAUCUAAAAAUAAACCAGUCCGUGAAAACGUUAUGACAUGCAUGUAGGCCUAGUAUAGGAGGUACUCAUCAGCUCCUGGUUCGGGCUUGAACAUAUGCUCCUGCGGUACUGGUGCGUUGCUCUCACCAUCUGAUCUAUCAAGCAAACUGAGAGCUGGUUAUUAUUUGGAUUCGUUAUAUAACCGUGCAGGAUUACUGUGAUUAAGUAGUGUUUUGGAGCCCUCCAUACAAAGAGAAACUUUCGUUGGUAUUUUGAGCUCUCUGAAGUUUACCUGUGUUAAGUUAUUAGGCAGCUUAGCAACGACGACGGCGACGGUGACGGCGACGAGAACGUCAAAAAAGCAAUAGGUUUAGAUAAGCAAAACAACUCUGCACGUGCAUCAUGCUUUUUUGUAUAUUUCUUUACCGACGUGAAAUUGCCUAAUUUCAUAUUUUAUGAAGGACGUAAACAGGCAACGGCAAUUUUUUUCUUUUCUUUUUAAACUUGAGCGCGGUCCCCAAGAAAUCAAUUCCAGGGAAAUUCGCCUACACUUGAAACCGUAAAAUUCCGAAAAUAAGCCCCGGGGCUUAUAUUUUUCAAAGGCCCUUUUGGAGGGGCUUAUCAACGGAGGGAAAUUUGCGUUUCAAAAUCGAUUGUGCUAUCCUUAUAGUUGGAAGUAAAUUUACCAUUUUGGCUUUGUUUUACUUUGUAUUUGAGGGCAGUUUUCCAAGUACAAGCCCCCGGGGGGCUUAUAUUUGGAGGGGCGAUUUAACGGAGGGUUUUUUGCGUUACCGGUUUGGGGGGCUUAUAUUUGGAGGGGCUUAUACAUGGAGGGGCUUAUUUUCGGAAUUUUACGGUAUUUUCGUUGAAUUAGAAUAUUAAAACACGACAAAGUUUGAAAAAACGCGAAUUCUUUUAAAAGUGACGUUUUCGCUGCCAUCGCCGUCGUCCAUGCUAAAGCUCCCUAUUUGUGUAAGUAGUAUAGUAGGUAUCGCAAUGGUAAAUCAUUUUCACAAAGUUUAUCCUCGACGGCAAGAAUGGGUUAGGCUGCGAGUAGUCCCUCAUUUUAGAGUGACCGAAAUACACGAGCGCUCGUGAAAAUCGCCCCCCUCGAGGAACGUGUAACACGGAGGGAAAAAAGCGGUCAAACUCCUGCAGGCCCCGGUUGUUCAGUAGUAUCCACCGAAUAAAUCACUAUCCAGCGGAUAAAUAUUAGGGAAAUCGAUUACGUUGAUUUAUCCAGUGGAUAGCGUUACCCACCGUUCGACCAACUGGGGCCAGCUUGGCUUAGUCUUUAGUUCCUCAUUUGAACUCUUCCCUCCGUGUAUCACCUUCCUCGAAGGUGGCGAUUUUCACACACGCUCGCAUAAUGCGCUCGUUUUACCAUUCCUGAGGACUACUCGUAGUUUAACUAUGAGUGUGUGGAACGAGAUUUAGAAAACAAGUACCAUUGAGCACUUAGUCCACGUUCGUAUUACGGCGGCAUUUUUCCUCUAGCUGGUCUCGAGGAACAGCCCAGAGACUUUCUUGUUUAUUUGACUGAGACUAUCUCGGUAUUACUUUCCAGUGACGGUAUUUGUUUCUUGUUAUUUUGAUUGGGCACCUCUUGAUGUGAAAAUGAUGUUUGCCCUCUUUUAACUUUCCGUUGCGUCUAAACAGCUCAGAAACGAAAAGGUAGUCGGGAUGUGUAUGUGGUCACCUUUUGGGGUACUCUGCGCCCUUUUUUUUUUACUUCUACCCCCGACUAACACCAUAAAACGUUUUUUUUUCCUAGGAAAGAGGUUCACAUCAGGCUAAAAGAAGCCAUGCGGAUAAUUCUGUAGCUCUCCAGUGUAAUCAACAAGAAGUGGAGCAGUGGCAGCCUAACCUGCCUGGGGUAAGUAGAAAUUUGCCCUUUACCAGGUCACGAAUGAAGGGACAACAUAACCAAUGUUUAUUACUACUUAAAAAUCCAUCCGCGAGGAGCAUUUGUGUAAAUGUUAAUCUACUGAUAGUGUCCUUGCCGCAGCUGUUCAAACGUUGUUUAACACUAUCCACCGGAUGUAUCACUAUCCAGUGGAUAAGAAAGCCAUUUGUGUGAUGUCAUAAUUUUAUUUCUACUACUACCAGACUGUGGUAUUAGGUAGUAAAAUAACGAAGUGGAAAUGGAUUCAAUCCAUUUCGUUUACUUUUCAUUUUAAUAUUUUAUUAUCCCAGCGAGGUUUAAAUACCAAUAACCCUAAUUUGAACAAGGAAGCAAAACCCUGAAGAAUUCUGAUCGUAGUAGUCAAAAGACGUGAUCGUACAAAUCGCCCAUUGCGUUAUCCACUGGAUAGAGAUGAAACCAGUAGAUAGCGUUAUCCAACUUUCCAGCUGACAACUGGGGCAUGGUAACUGACAGAAAGUCGCGGUCUUUUACUACAGACAUUUAGGAAAGACAUGUUUUAAAACUUUAAGAAGUUGUGCUGAUACGUUUUUGACUUUUGUUAGCUAUUUUGUGGACGCGCCGGAGACUGGGUUAGUAUUCUGUCGCAUUGCAGCAUGGGACUGUUUUUUUGGAGGGCGGAGAAUUUUGAAUUACUUCCCUGUGCAACCUUGUAGUAGCCAGAAAAAGACGCGAUAGUGUCCCCAAACCAGUCUCAAUUGCCACUUUAGACACGAGAAGGGAACUGGAGCCGAAAUGCGUUCCGCAAUUGUUUCUGGGAUCGUUAUUGGGGACGCACCGGUCAGCUAUCAGCAAUUUUUUUUCCCUGUCUCUAGUAACAAUCCCACAAGUCUUUGCGAUAGUUAACUCGACCCAGUUCCUUUCUGGUUUUUGAAGUGGCGAUAGCGCGAUUGGACACAAUACCGACCAGGGCGGAUAAAGGUUUAUUCUCCCUGAUACCGACCAAGUACCACACGCAACCCCGAAACAACCAAUUUCACAAAUCUAGUGAUACUGCCCGUUUGAAGAGUCUGCUUCACUUCUUCUAAACUGAAUACCCUCUUUCAAGCGAAAGUGAGGGGUCGUUUUUGGGAUUCUUCAAGGAUUUAUACGGUUAGUCACGACUUAAAAAAAGACUUGACUUCUGGCGGCUCUUAAAUUUUGUUGCCAAGAGCGUGAAAAGCUACUAACCCGGCAAAAAAUAUCUUCUUUCCCCGACAACCAGACGGGGCGUUUUUUGAGCCCGGAGUACUGUGACCAUGCCCUCACUAUAUCUCUGCAUGUCUUUUUUUUCCCCUGCAUUCGGCCCUAUUUCCGCCUUGUCGUAGGUUACAAACGUGGGACCUAUCUUACUUUCAGAGUGAAAUGAAUUUUUAAUUAAGAGAACUUGAUCUGAAUUUGAGUUUCCUUACAUCAUUAGUUGGCCGAAAUUUAGCAAUAUUCUGUUGCCUUAAAGGUCCUCCCGAGUGACAUGGCCUGCCACGUGCUCACAGAAAUGUCUCCCGGAGGAUCCUUGAUGAACACAACUUCGGAAACGAGUAUGCAACGUAAGUGUCUUUUUUGGGGACUUUUCCUUAUUUGUAGGCCACAAUGUAAAAUUCUAGGUUAUCAUAAACCUGAAACGUUUGUGUUUUUUUGAAAACAUUAGACACUUUUUGAUAUUUCUUUACCGAGUAUCACCUUAUCAGCUAUAUCAGUAGUUGUGUUGCCUCUUUUAAGUAAAUUUCUUCCCUUCAGGUUGCAAUGCUGUCUUGAAAGCCGCAGCUUUCUUUCUUUAUAGAUUUGGUGCCUUCCAAACUGCAGAAGGAGCUGAAGUUGCAGUACAAUUCGCUGUCUGAGCUCCUGCGGCAUUUUUGGUCAUGUUUUCCAGUAAAAACGCAAUUCUUAGAAGAAAAGGUACGCUUAAACAUGUUACAACACACUGUGCCGCCUGCUGCAGUGUUUUGUAGCGCAGACCGGUCGCGGCGAUAGUUUCCUUCACGGUCUUUGCGGGAAAAAUGUAAGUUUGCGACGAUGGAUCUUAAAUUUAUACAGCUUUUAUUUUAUGUGACUAGUCGCAAAGACAAAUUAUCGUUGCCUGCGAGGCGUGCGAGCAAGCUCUCCAUUUGGGGUGGGGGGAGGGGAGAUAUCGUGAAAUGUCACGCGAUGGAGAGAUAAGAGAGAUAAAGCCUGUUACCUCGGAUGAAUGGAAUUAUGUGCGAGCGCUUUUUUUUUUCGCGAGAAUAAUACUAUUGGACAUAAUUGUCAAUGGAAACGUAAAAAAAAAAUCACAGGAAGGAAGUGACCACGAUAGCUUCCCGAAAUGUUAUCGCAGGUUCUGAGUCCCGCGAUAAACAGCCAAUCAAAAGAACAGUUAAGGAGUUUCCCGCGUAAAAGACGCACCACACGCAACGAAUAUUACAGGAAAUAAACUAAUCUCAGGACAAUGUACGCUUGAUGAAAUGGUUUCCUCAAAACAAACUCCACCAUUCCAACCCAAAGUUUUGUUAAAAUGCACAGGCUGCGAAUGGGUGGGGAAAGGGGAUCAUUUUAUGUUUCUGUGGAACUGCCCACCUACCCCUCCCCUAAACCCACAUUAACUCUUAGGUCUUACUUAGAGCAAAAUGUUGGCUCAGGGGAGUGGUAGGUGGGCAGUUUCACAGAAACGUAAAAUGAUCCAGGAAAUGCACGUGGCCGAAUAUCCCCUCUCGCCCGCCUUCUAAUCAGCAGGAUGGUUUUCAUUGGCUUUUAUACAGAAACAAGUAGGGUUUUUAUUCAAUUAUUCCACUCCCACAAAGGUGUCUUUGUAACAGACUAGAAAACGUUUUUGUUAAACAUAGUAUCUUUCACCGUUUCACUUCUAGCCCGAGAUAUGGCGAGAUGCAUUAUUUAACUUUUAAAUCUCUGAGCGAAAUCCCACGGUCAGUGUUACCAUCCAGAUGAAACCCCUUUGGUAAAACUUACGUGGUGCUAUUUAUUUCUUAAGACUUAACAAAAAAAUUCUGCCAGGAGUAAAGGGUUUAGUAAUUUUGUAUAUUUAUUUCUGUUAUCAUUUCAACAGGUUGUAAGGAUGGGUCAGAGUCUUGAGAAGUUCAGAGAUGUUAAAUUACAACAGUUUCGCAGUGAUCUUUCCAUGGAAGAUUCUCACGUUAGUAAAUGAUGUUUUUAUUUAUUUACUUCACAUUACCUAGAAUAGUCAUUUUUGCCCAGUCCGCGAGAAUUUUUGCUUGAUUGUGUGAGGUUUGGAGGCUCCCAAUUGGGUUCUUCAGUCUCGUAAUCCCGAACCAAAUCCCGUAAUCCCGAUGAUUAUUUUCGGCAUUCCGCAUCCCGUGUAUACUUUCAGUCUCAAUUCUCGCCCUCGUUUUGAUUUCGAAUUUCGAAUUCCGAAUCCCGUUCUUUGAAUAAGGCAAAAUCCCGCAUCCCGAAAAACGUUUUGAAGAUCCUCAUAGUCCCUUGGUCUCUUUGCAGUUAGCGGACCACUUAGUCGAGAUGCUUGACUCUGCUCUUGCAAAAUAUAGAACGUGGCUUGAAAAGAAGUCUGCCACAAGGAUCGCUAGCUGACGACAAACGUGGCUCGGGGAAAAAAGAACGUAAUCUGAUGGCGAUGUAAAACUCGUGACGAGAAGAAUGAUGUUCGACUGUCAGCAACGAGAAGGAAAGAAAUUCAUUAUGGAAGCUGAGGCAUUCCUGGAUCGCAGUUUCACAAGGCGAAAUUUAAUGGCAAUUGGCAGAAAAGAAGACCUUUUCUGUACGCACGUUACAAACAAUUGAUUUCUGUAUAGUAUUCAUGUACGUAUACAUUUCGGAAAAUGAAAACGAAGUCAACGUUGCUGGAGAGAAGGAUAUAUUGGUCUUCUUCCCCGGCGGGAGAGGGGAGGCUACUCCCAAAAAUUUUGGAUAGGUGUGUGCCGCCCGGGGGCUUAAACCCUGAUCCUAUUUAAGGAUGAGACAAACGAAAACGGAGUCCCUUUUCAGGCCCAAACCUGAAAAAUGAGACCCAUUUUAAGGAUGAAACAGAAACUAAGAAUUUAUUGGAGACACACAAAUCUUCCUUAAUCGCUUUCCUAAUACUCUAAGGUAAAGUUCAGCUAACAGAUAAUUUCUUUUUCGUGUAUCUGGACAUUUACGCAAUGGAAUGUUAGCUGAUAUAAAAACGAUAUCCUAUCUAAGGAUCACACUAGGAUUAUGACGCGUUAACAAUGGCAACCGUAUUAGGCGGCACAUACUUAUCUAGCCCGUAUAUGGAAGUAUCCCCGGGGUCUUCUCUUUGGCAAUAAUUAGAAAAAAUGAUAAUUCUUGAACUCAAAGUUCAGAACUUAAAACAUAUAGUUUGCUAUAACUUUUGUGAAAACUUUUACAGACUUGUAAACCACUUGCAUC